AACACACACACACAUACACACACACACACACACACACACACUGUCACUCACUCAGCGUCGAGGCCAGAGUACAGUAGUAUACCACAGUCGCCCGGGCACGCACAGAAUAUACCGUACUAACAUACAAACAUACUUAUAUACAUACAGACAUCCACGGUAAUACUGGUACAAGCAUUCAUACAUACACUUGGAUAAUAGUGAUAACCAUACAUUUCCUGUCUCUGUCUCUCUCUCUCCGUAUCGAAUCAUCAAUGAAACAACAAACCUUUUAAAACAAUGACCCAGAUUACAAACAACGCGAGGCAGAAGUGGUGGUGAGAUCCUCGUGUUAUCGCUGAGACUGAGACCUGCCUGAGUUUAGUGCCUGUGACGUCGUCGUGUUGUAACCGAGAUUAGGACCCGCCUCAGUCGUCUACUACUACUAAGACUGGGACACUCCGGUGAGAUGUUACAGCUGCGAGUGGGGCGUGCCUCGGUGCCCUCGUCAGAAAUGAUGAGCAGCAUGAGCGGCUUCCGCGGGGACGUGAUGGCGGAGGGGUCUAGACUCCCGCCCAUGGGCCCACACUUCAGGGACGCCGGCAGCAGUCUGUCCAGGGACUACUGCAUGGACUCUCAGCCCCUCGACUACUCCACCAAGAGGAUUCACGGGAUUCCCUUGUCCCUCACAUCCAUAGACAACGGUGGGGGCUUGGCGGGCGAUGCCUCCACCACGCCCAUAUUUAAGUCGCCCAAGUUAUCUCCAAAAAGUGUCUCGGAAAGUUUGUCGCUGCGCUCCGAGUGUUCCUCUCCCAUGUCCUGCAGCCCCGGCCCGCACGUCACACCUUACAGCCAGGUCCCUAGCAGAUCCUACAGCCCCACGCCUCAUGCAUUUCAACAGCUGCUGCACCCACCGCCUGUACCGCCUGUGCCGCCAGCCGCCCAGAUAUCCCCGUCAGCACUACCACCCAUUGCUUCGUCCUUCCAUCACAAUCCAGCCGCGGUUAGCUCACUCAUUCUAGCUCAGCUACAGGCUAACCCGCUCCUCUUCUCCACGCUGUUGGCCAAGUCUAACCUGAUGACGCAGCAACAACAACUACAAAAUAUGAAGGCUCAAGUUUCUCCGCCCCUCAAGUCGCCGCCGUCCGAGCCGCGCCUCCCAGGCUUCUCAGGAGCAGGUUUUGGCGUGGGAGGGCUCGGUCCGGACACCCUGAGUAUGAUGCACCUAAAGAAUUAUCACGGGGAUCACCUGGGGCCCAGCUCAGGAGUCCUGCAUAAUACCACGCAGGAGGAACUAGCGCUCCUGGAGCGAAGCAAUGAGGAAUAUAGAAGCUUUCGCGAAAACUUCCUCAGUGAGUCGAGCAAGAUUAAGGCCCGUCGAGGUGGAAGAAGGAACUCCACUACACUUGGUGGUGCCUCUGUCACCGGGAACAGCUGUGACAGAAGUAGUGGAGCUCCCGAUGACUCUGGUGGCGAGGGAAGCAUAGACGUGGUGAGCGGCGACAGUGGCGACGGCGAGGACCACGACGCCAAGACUGACAACGGCGAGGAAAAGAGCAUGGAGAUGAGCCAGCAGGAAGCAGGAGCCGACCCAUACAGUCUUAUCCCCAAGAAGCGCAACAGGCAGGGCCUGGAAAGCACCAUGAAGGAUGAGGCGUACUGGGAGCGACGUCGACGAAACAACGAAGCCGCCAAACGUUCCAGAGACGCGCGCCGAGCCAAGGAGGAGGAGAUCGCCAUCCGCGGCGCCUUCUUGGAACAGGAAAAUAUGAAGUUGCGUGCCGAACUGUCCACUCUGAAGUCCGAGACGGCUAAGCUGAGGUGUAUGCUGUACAAUAGCUGAUGAGUCAAUCCUGAGCUGUUACUUAUUAACCUCCACCAAUCUUUAGUUUUGGUUCCUUUCUACUCUUCUGGCGAGUGCUGAUUCCAUUAUUGUCACGGUCAUGUACUGCUUUAAUCCGUGCCACCGUGCAAGGCCGUCUCAUCUUCCAUCCUGUACCAUUAGUCAUCGCCUUUCAUGAAGCCUGCAUGCGUGGAUCCAACCCUGCGCGCUGCCUUGUCACACUGGCCUAGUAUCUAUCAACACACACACACACACACACACGGUUACAUAUAUAAUUAAGUCAGAAGGAUGUAAUUCAUGACGUUAACAAAUGCAAGUAAAGAGAUGCCUUGAAUCACCUUUUCCUCUUCUUUGCAAUAGUGUGCAAUACUAAUGUGGCAUAAUAUAAUUAAACACUUCCUACCUGAGACUGAAUAAAGGAGAUUUUACCGUU
Molecule: messenger RNA, 2252 nt
Organism: Scylla paramamosain (green mud crab)
Lineage: Eukaryota; Metazoa; Arthropoda; Malacostraca; Decapoda; Portunidae
Exons: 2
Coding region: 446-1819 (457 amino acids)
Biological process (GO): regulation of transcription by RNA polymerase II
Cellular component (GO): nucleus
Molecular function (GO): DNA-binding transcription factor activity, RNA polymerase II-specific; RNA polymerase II cis-regulatory region sequence-specific DNA binding
Source: RefSeq, a predicted model, not a curated record